CCCGGCUCCGCUCGGCCCCAUUCCCCGUGGGCCACCCACCUGCGGUCCCCAAGUUCCCCGCGUCCCAGGCGAGCCGAGCCCAGCGCGGGCGCCCAUGGAACCGCGACGAUGUUCGCGCCCAGGCUGCUCGAUUUCCAAAAGACGAAGUACGCGAGGUUCAUGAACCACCGGGUCCCGCCCCACAAGCGGUACCAGCCCACGGAGUACGAGCACGCGGCCAACUGCGCCACCCACGCUCUCUGGAUCAUCCCCAGCAUCCUCGGCAGCUCCAACCUCUACUUCCUGUCCGACGGCGACUGGGAGGCCAUCUCCGCCUGGAUCUACGGCCUGGGGCUCUGCGGCCUCUUCGUGGUGUCCACCGUGUUCCACACCAUCUCCUGGAAGAAGAGCCACCUCAGGAUGGUGGAGCACUGCCUGCACAUGGUGGACCGCAUGGUCAUCUACUUCUUCAUCGCGGCCUCCUACGCGCCCUGGCUGAACCUUCGGGAGCUGGGCCCCUGGGCCUCCCACAUGCGCUGGCUGGUUUGGAUUAUGGCCUCUGUUGGCACCAUCUAUGUCUUCUUCUUCCAUGAACGGUACAAACUGGUGGAGCUCCUGUGCUACGUGGUGAUGGGCUUUUUCCCCGCCCUGGUCAUCCUCUCCAUGCCCAACACCGAAGGCAUCUGGGAGCUGAUGACCGGAGGGGUCUUCUAUUGCUUGGGCAUGGUGUUCUUCAAGAGCGACGGCAGAAUCCCUUUUGCCCAUGCCAUCUGGCAUCUCUUUGUGGCAUUUGGUGCUGGUACUCACUACUAUGCCAUCUGGAGCUGCCUCUCAGCACGGAAAAGGAGCGAGCAGCUGGCCUUUCUGACUGUGGGCUCAGCCAUCUCUUCUCAUCCUGGAAACUUCUGAGAAAUGAUGAGAGCCGUUCAGCCAUCAGUGGAGGAAGCAGAUCCUGGCAAAUCAUCCACUUGCUUCUCAUUUAGGCCUCGUGACACCAACACUUGGAUUCUCACUCGCUGCCAACAGCGACUCUCAGAGGCCACUCCGAAGGGCCCGGGGGACAAAGCGUCAAACUUGCCUGUAUGGAGGCCUUGGCAGAGUGACCUGGUCCUUCGAUCUCUGCAGGGCCUGGUCGUACAACAGCACACCCCCUGCUGGGCCGCCUGUCCGCACACUGCCGCCUGGACAGGAUCUGAACCGGUAUCUCGGAAUCUCUGGAGGAGGAAUCUGUCUCAAAUCUCAAGGUUCUUAUUCUAUGAAUCCCAAGUAGGCAGGGUGGAAGAGGACAGGCCAAGAUAGGGCGCCUUACUAUGCUUCACUUGUACAUUCCAGGGUAGCCCAGGACGCUAGCAUCUGGGACCCUGUGUGUCCAAGCCAGUAUUAAACCACCUUGUCACCUCCCUUGGUCAGACGGGCUGCUUUGGACUGGACUGGUCCACCUGCUCACACACGUGUAUAUGUAUACGUGUGCAUCUAUACAGGUGUGCCCAGCCCCUGGAAGCUGACUUGGGUCAGGUGGCCCCGUGGAGCUCACCAGGUGCUUCCCACUGGCUGGGGUCAAGGCUGGAAGGCUGAGAGAAGAGCAAGCUGUGGACAGGCUGGCUCCUGCCAGGGGCCGGGACACUGAGACGUGACCUCUGCCUGGGUGUAAGGACGGGAAGGGGUUUGUGGGGGUCCUGGGUUCUGUGUAGGAACCUCCUGAAGUGUGGCAUCAAGAUGCUGGUGGGGAGCAGGCUGGUUCCUGGGAAUAGAGCUGGGUGCCUGGGACACUGAUUGCUUUAAUGGCGCUGCAGCCUUCCCAAGGUCCUCGGUGUGAUGCCUGCAUCUCCUUGUGCCCCUUCUCCUGGGCACUUGCUGGCACAUUUCCUGGGGCUACCGACCCCUCCAUGCCCCACUUUGAGAUGCCAGUCUCUCUGCUGGGAACAUGUUCAUCUGUCAUCCACCUAACUCCUAUUCAUCCUUCAAAGCCCAGCUCAGACAUCAGCACGGAGGAACAUCUAGCCUUCUUCUAAUUUAAGCGCUCCUCGCUGCUUCAUGUCACUCCCUGUGCUCAUCUUCACCAUAGCUCAGGACCCUGUGUGUCACCCAGGUACCUGCAUGAGCUCCUAGAUGGAGGGACUGUGUCUUGCUAGACUUGGGAUCAGAUCUGGAAAGCCCCAUUUGUGAGAGUUUGGGUCAGUUCCCUAAAUUCUGUGAGCCUCAGUGUCCUCAGCUGUAAGAUGGGUAUAAUAAAGCAGUACCUUGCUGGGUCAAGGAGAGAUGUAGCAGGAUAAGAAUGCAUGAUGGCCAGCCUGGUCUCCUAAUUAGUUUUGAUAACUGUCCAGUCAGAAAAUAAGCCAAUACAGGGGUGUUUGCCAAAGGAAAGAAUCACUCAUGGCAAAAUUUCCAAUUGUGGACAGCCUGGUGUGGACACAAGCGGGCACUCUGAAGAGUCCUGGUCACAUUUCCUCCAUUAGCUCUAACUCCAGACAUGCUUGUCAUACACCUUUCUCUUCCUUAGCAUCAUCAGGAAGUGAGUUUCUGAGAAUCAGAUUUGACUGCAGCCCAGGCCCUGAUCUUUCCCAGUACAUCACAGACACUGCAAGAGGAACUUCCCCAAGGCCAGUCCCUUGGGAUAUGGGGGACUCUGUCCCAGGAGCAACCUAAAGGCAGAGAGCAUGCUCGGGGAAUUCAGCUGCACACUGGCUUUCUGUCUAUCCAGGGACCGUUGUGUCCAGGGUGAUCCAGGGGGGGCUAUUGUUGCACCCCAAGAAGCUGGGAAGGUCCCCAGCAGUGGCCUGGCCAGUUUGACUCUGGGGCCCGAGUUCAUGGGCAUUGCCAGGGCAGGUGGGGAGGGAGGGCAACGCAGGAGGAGGUGGGGAGUGGCCAGGACAUCCCCAUGGCUUCGGGGACCUGACCCACAGGAAGGACCCAAGGAAAGCGCUGGGUGGAGGGGAGGAGGGGGCCAGGCUGGGAAUCAAAGGCGUCUGGAUCUGAAGGUGCAAAGCCCCGGUGGUCACAGGAGGGCCUGCAGGCUCAUGGUGUCCACUCUGGUUUCAUCCUGCUGGUGCUAAGGGGGCAGCCAAAGCCCCCAGGGCUGGGAGGCAGGCACUUGCCCAUUGUAUAGCAGGAGGCGGAGAUGCAGGCUCUAGGAAUUGCACAUGGGGAUCCAGAAAGAGCCAGGAAGUCCCGAGGCCAUGCAGGGAAGAACAGGGAAGGUGGGGAGGCGGGAGCCCCACCUGCAUGGAGCUCCUGGUCUCUGUGGGGGAACAGUUUCCUACAAGCCCUUCCUGUGAGUGACACAGCUUCCCCGCUAGGGAGGCUCAUUAGCUGAUCUUACACGGAAGGACAUGAAAGCACAGGGUUGGUGACUUGCUCAAGGGCACCCAGCUUCUAGCCAGCGGAGCGAAGCUUUGUAGCUAGGAUUAUGUAACGCCCAAGUGUCCGCCUUUGCUGCUUCCACGGAAACUCAGUGUCCCUAAGUCUCUGCCAGGGUGGCAGGAGGGAGCUGAGCUUAAAAAUAUUAAACAAUAAUUAGAUGUAGCCGGGUGUGGUGGUGCACACCUAUAAUCCCAACACUUGGAAGGCA
Molecule: messenger RNA, 3547 nt
Organism: Chinchilla lanigera (long-tailed chinchilla)
Lineage: Eukaryota; Metazoa; Chordata; Mammalia; Rodentia; Chinchillidae
Gene: Mmd2
Product: monocyte to macrophage differentiation-associated 2
Exons: 8
Coding region: 109-888 (259 amino acids)
Cellular component (GO): membrane
Molecular function (GO): pore-forming activity
Source: RefSeq, a predicted model, not a curated record